AUGAUGGUGGGCUCCACUAAUUCAUCAGCAUCAUGGGGAGCUACACAAGGCACUACAACGGCGGCUGAACAGGCACAAAUCAGACAAGAUGCUGCCUCGUUCCGAGAAGACGUCAAAAAUUAUCGUCGUCCAAGUACAAUGCUGCUUUCUGACUAUAAUUUCCUGCAAUUACGAGCUGGUCGUAUCGUAUGUGUCACUCAUCAUCUGCCAUAUACAUGCCAUGUUGCUCCAGAAUCAACAUCAGGAACCAAUCAAUCCCGCACAUCGAGCUCAAAUGGCAGCCAUGUGCUUGUAAAUCCAAAUACUGUGCCUUCUAGCCAGUCUAUCGCUCAACUGUCUUUGCUCAACAGAACCGUCUCAUCGUCUUCUCUGCACAGGAUGGUGCCCUAUGCUCCAAUCGCUACUGUCGCUACUCUGCCGUCACAGACUUCUGCUGCUGUUACGGGAGUUGGUCCACCACGACCUCAUCCACUUAAUAUCAUCGUAAGUGGGAGCAGCCCAACUCCCUCUCGAAACGGAUCUGCAUCGCCAUCAGCUUCUUCCGCAAACAUAUAUAAACAAGUCCUGGCACAACAAUACGCAAAUAUGAAUAGAUCAUACUCUAGCAGUGCUCCAAACGUCAAUGCUUCCGCCGUCACGUAUAACGCUGAUAGCUCAGACUCGGAUGAAGGUGGUCUCCUCGUCGACGAUGAUGACGCAGAUAUUGACAGCGAUGAUGACGGUAGAGGAGCUGUAUCUCGAAGCAUGUUGUCUGCAACUGCAUCACCACGUACCACUACAGCUGCAUCAUACUCUAGCACUACAACUCGAUCCAUCCAAAACCCGGCUUCAGUAGCUUAUGGACAGCCAUCGCCAAACCCGUCACCACCUUCAUCACCUCUAGUCCAAUCGCCCAAAACGAUGCCUGCACUAAUAUCUACAUCGCUACCACCAUCAAUGAUGCUUCCAAGCCCAAACCGUACCAGCAACAAUAGUAAUGGUGCUAGUAACAAUAGUAGCAACACUACCAGUGAUGUGCAAUGGAACCUGAAAUCACGUCGUGGGCAUUCGGCUCUGUACUCUGGUAUUCGAUCUCUGACUGAUCGUGGUGAUGAGGUUGUGCAUAUUGGAUGGGUUGGUGUCAUGACUGAUGCUCGAGGUAAUGAAUUGCCGUCGAGUAAAGUCACUAGUGAGCAACAAGCUCAGUUGAGUGAUAUAUUAUGGGAUUCGAAAAAGUGCUUACCAGUGUUUCUGGAUGAUAAGGCUGCUACAAAUCAUUAUGAAGGAUAUUGCAAGACUGAACUAUGGCCUCUAUUUCACUAUAUAUUAUGGGAAACUGUAGUGAAUGGAAACGCUACUCAAGAAUCAAAACAUUGGGCUGACUAUGUCAUUGUAAACCAGAAGUUUGCUGAUGCUGUCAUUGCUGCAUAUGAGCCAAAUGAUAUCAUUUGGGUUCACGAUUAUCACUUGCUAUUGGUACCCGCCAUGCUUCGAAAGGCACUACCACAAGCUACCAUCGGCUUCUUCCUACAUACGCCAUUCCCCAGUUCAGAGAUCUUCAGGUGUUUACCUCGUCGCAAGGAAAUGUUACAAGGCGUAUUAGGUGCCAAUCUAAUUGGCUUUCAAACAUACUCAUACGCUCGUCACUUUAUAAGUACUUGCACUCGAGUGCUUGGAUUAGAGUCAUCUCCAAAAGGUGUUGAAUAUAAGGGAAUGCUUGUAACUGUCGCUACAUUCCCAAUCGGUAUUGAUAUCCAUCGUGUCGAAGCUCGUCGUAAGAUGGCUUCUGUUCAAGACAAGAUGGCUAUUAUUCGAGAUAUGUAUGCUGGCAAAAAGAUUAUCAUUGGUCGUGACAAGUUGGAUCAUAUCAAGGGUAUUCAGCACAAGUUGAAUGCUUUUGAGAGGUUUAUGAUUAUGUAUCCUGAAUUCCUUGGAAAGGUUGUCUUGAUUCAAGUGACUACACCACCACAACGCGAACAACCAAAACUGGAAGCCAAAGUGUCUGAACUAGUGUCUCGCAUAAACGGAACUUUUGGAUCCCUAGAAUUCUCACCUGUACAUCACUUCCACCAGCAUCUCGACCAAGAUGAAUACUUUGCUCUCUUGUCUGUAGCUGAUACUGCUCUCAUCACAUCUGUACGUGAUGGUAUGAACACCACCAGUCACGAAUUUGUUGCUUGCCAACAAGAGAAUCUGGGACCAUUGAUUCUCAGUGAGUUUACUGGUACCGCUGGAAGUUUGAGUGCUGCCAUGUUGGUGAACCCAUGGGAUUACGUUGGUGUUGCAAAUGCUAUCCAUGAGGCGCUGACCAUGUCGCAGGAGGAGAAGUUCAACAAACAGCAGCAACUAUACGAUCAUGUCGUCAAUCAUACAGCAUUAUUCUGGGCAGCGUCUUUUGUUUCUCAGUUACGAGAAGUCACUAGGAUCCCUAUGCAAAGCAAAUCGACUCCCAUAUUGGAUGAAGCCAAAUUGCUCAGCAAAUGUCAAGCAGCUACUCAGCGAUUGCUUAUGUUUGAUUAUGAUGGUACUUUGACUCCUAUCGUCAAAUUACCAACUGCGGCCUUCCCACCUCCUGAAAUGUUGCAAUCUUUGGAAACUUUGGCACGAGAUCCCAAUAAUGUGGUCUACAUUAUUUCAGGACGUGAUCAAGCUACUAUGGAUCAGUGGUUGGGACAUAUACCAGGACUGGGUUUGAGUGCCGAGCAUGGUUGUUUCAUCAAGCAUCCAGCCACCAGUACUGAAUCCACUAAUUGGAUCAAUGUUGCGGCUGACAUUGAUAUGGGAUGGAUGACUGAUGUUCAAGAUAUCUUUGAAUAUUAUACCGAACGUACUCCUGCAUCAUUUGUUGAACGUAAACGAGCUGCUAUUACGUGGCAUUAUCGUAUGGCCGAUCCUGAGUUUGGUACGUUCCAAUGUAACGAAUGUCGCAAUCACCUGGAGAAUGCUAUAUUGUCAAAACUCCCUGUCGAAAUCUUAGUGGGAAAGAAGACUCUGGAAGUCCGUCCUAUCUCAAUCAACAAGGGUGAAAUAGUCAAACGUCUAGUCUUGGCCAACCCAAAUGUAGACUUUAUCUUAUGUGUUGGAGAUGACAAGACAGACGAAGACAUGUUUAAAGUCUUGCGUCGUCAAUCAACAGCCAACAUCCUUCAACCACCACGACCAUCAACCAGUAGUUCCUAUUCAACAACAAUAUCACCAACUACUGGAUUGGGUGUAACAAACCCUAAAAUAAGUCCGACAAUGACAGCAGCAGACCAAAAUAAUAGUGACAUGAACAUGACUCAAUCACCAGUAACUCUACCAGCAGAUUCGCCACCAACAGGACCUGUAUACCAGCCAUCACCUGCUGUACCAACAAUGUCAUCACCACCAUAUACACAUAGUAUCAGCAACCCAGGCUUCAACAUCAAUGAAGACUCGUCACCAACAUCACUGAAUUCUGCACCAACACCAGCAUGGAUUGGAGCUACAGCAGCAAUAGAAAAUGAAGGCUUGUUUACGGUUACUAUUGGUCAUGGAAGUAAAUUGACUGCUGCUGAUUGGCAUGUUGCUGCACCUGAAAAUGUUAUUACAUUGUUGGGAAAGAUGGCGGCUUUGGAUACGCAUGUUGAUGAGGAUGAACAUAUUGUGUUUUGA
Synchytrium microbalum is the source of this 3615-nucleotide messenger RNA. RefSeq lists its product as uncharacterized. The transcript has 10 exons. Gene Ontology annotation, cellular component: alpha,alpha-trehalose-phosphate synthase complex (UDP-forming); cytosol. The coding region runs from base 1 to 3615 and encodes 1204 amino acids. Gene Ontology annotation, biological process: trehalose biosynthetic process. The record is from RefSeq and is a predicted model, not a curated record. NCBI's taxonomy places the organism in Eukaryota, Fungi, Chytridiomycota, Chytridiomycetes, Synchytriales, Synchytriaceae. Gene Ontology annotation, molecular function: catalytic activity.